Molecule: messenger RNA, 5426 nt
Organism: Bacillus rossius redtenbacheri
Lineage: Eukaryota; Metazoa; Arthropoda; Insecta; Phasmatodea; Bacillidae
Gene: S2P
Product: membrane-bound transcription factor site-2 protease
Exons: 6
Coding region: 343-1704 (453 amino acids)
Biological process (GO): regulation of response to endoplasmic reticulum stress; membrane protein intracellular domain proteolysis
Cellular component (GO): membrane; cytoplasm
Molecular function (GO): metalloendopeptidase activity; protein binding
Source: RefSeq, a predicted model, not a curated record
CUGUACAAAAUUGUAAAAGAAAAUAGAUAAGCUAUCAAACAUUAAAUCCAAAAUAGUUUUAUUUUACUUUAAACCGAAUAUGGGUUAAAUAAUUAUUAUAUAGUGUCAAUAAUUGUUAGUAUUAUUUUACUGUGUAGGGUGCACUUUUGAUUUUAAGAAUUUUUAUCUAGAAUCUAGACGUUGUUGGGGUUAUUAAAGUAAGAAAUCGUGUGCAUUUAUUGUUUGUUAUACUAAGACUCACAGUAAACGUUUUUAUGACUGUAAAGUAUUGUUGAAAACAUUUCAAUACCAAGCUAUUGUUACUGUCUGGUUCACAGUAACCUCAAAAUUUUGAAAUCCAAGAUGGACCUUAUCAGUUUAUUGGCAAUAGUGUGCUUAUUGCAUUCUGCACUUUUCUUUAUGGACUUAUUAUUUAAGAAGUGCGGCUCCUGGCGGCCACGCCUGCUCCACUGCUGGUUCACGGUCGGCUCUUGGUGCUCUCUGGGGCUGGCCCCUGCUGCCGUCUACCUCGUCGUCAAGGCCACGUUCGACAUCUGGCACCGCAACGUGGACCCGGGCGGCCGCCAUUCCUCGGUCGUGCUCGAACCAAUGAUCCCUGGCGUGAACCUGCCCAUGAGUGAUUUCUCCUACUACUCGCUGACACUCAUCACUUGCAGCGCGGUGCACGAGUUGGGCCAUGCCAUCGCUGCCGUCAGGGAGGACGUGCACGUGGCGGGCCUGGGCGUGGCGCUGGUGCUGGUGUUCCCGGUGGCGUACGUGCAGCUGAGCGGCGAGCAGCUCCGGGCCCUGCCCCCGCGCCGCCAGCUGCGUGUCACGUGCGCCGGGGUGUGGCACAACGUGGUGCUGGCCCUGGUCGCCGCCCUGGCGCUCCUCCUGCUGCCCCUGCUGCUCUACCCGCUGUACGACACGGGCAGCGGGGUGUACGUGCGCCACGUUCAGCAGGGUUCACCGGUGGAGGGCUCCACGGGACUGCGGGAGGGAGACCGCGUGGUGGCAGUCAACCAGUGUGAGGUCGGUGACACGGAGGACUGGUACUACUGCAUGCUGGGAGCAGUGCGGGACCCCAGCCCUGGCUACUGCGUGUCCUCGGAGCUGGCUCGCAAGCACGACGAGAGUGUGCCAGUGAAGCAGCUGGCUGGGGGCGGGAUAGAGUGCUGCGGGCCGGGCAGCGAACACCACCUGUGCUUUGAAUACCUGGAGCGGGACGAGGGUGCACCCCAGCUGCCUCAACACUCGUGCCUGCCCGUGCGCACGGUGGUGGAGAACGCACCCAGACUGUGCGUGCUGGGUGCCGACUGUCCACCCGAUCUGCACUGCCUGCGCCCACUGCUCGACAACGUCACGCGGCUGGUGCGGCUGGAGAGAGGUACCUCCCCUCCCGUCCUCUACUUGGGGUCUCCUGCCUCUGCCUACCGCUCGGUGCGUGUGGGCGAUUACGUACCCCUGCAUCGCGCCUUGCCACCGGGAGUUCCGGAGGCCGUGGCUCGGCUCUGCAAGUACCUGGUGGUGUUCUCGGCCGGCCUGGCCGCGGUGAACUUGGUGCCUUGCUUCUGGCUGGAUGGGCGGCACAUAGCGUGGGCCGCUUGCGAGCUGCUGCUGGGUCAGAGCAGCGAGAGACAGGCGGUAGCAGCGGCCAUCACAACUCUCGGCACUUGCUUCCUGUCGCUGUGCUUCCUCUCCAUGGCCGCUGUGGAACUGCUCUGAGCAUCCAGAGCAGUCAAUUUGCAGUAAGAUAGGUGGUAGUAGCAGCCAGCCAUCACAACCUGCCUUCUGAGGCGACUGUUGAACUACUGUCAGGGAACGAGUGGCACACUACCUGGAGCAAAAGACGAACAGUGCUCAACAACCCUCGGAACUUGCCUUCUGCUGCAGCAUAUUAUCUUUGACCACUGUGAAUUGUGAGAUGAAUGGUACUUGUAGCAGGCCACGUUGGCUUGUAACAGUGGGAGAUGGUUUGGGGGAGUGCUGUAAUGAUCCUUUAUACAUCCAGCUUAAGAGCUUCUAUCCAUGGUUCAUAAAAUAUUUCCACAAGAAUGUUACGGCAAUCACCCUUGGUUAACACGUUGUAAACAAUGUUAAAAAACCACAUUAGGUAGCCAUGUAGAAUAUUUUGUCCAAGACUUUAUGAAAAUUACCAAUAUUCUUGGAAGCAACUUGCAGUAGGAAAGAAAGGUGAAGGGGGAAAUAAAAAGGGGGGGGGGGGUUAGUAGCAGUUUAUGGGGAAGUUUUGUUAACUCUCUUAGAUAGGGUUUUAUGUUUUUUUUUCACAUCUGAAAAUUAUUAUAUCAUAUAUUCUAAAGUAUAAGAUGAGAAUUUUAUGCAGAUAAUGCAAGCUGCUGACUGUCUUACAUGAUGUGCCUUCUCCCCUCAAGCUGAUUUUUAUACUAGUGACAUCUGGCUAUUUGGCCAUGCUGCCAGGGUGAGCGGUGGUGCAGAAGAGAGAAAAAUAAACUCUUAUCACUCCCCAUAUCACCUUUCAUAGAUGUCACACUGUCAAAACCUAGAUUCUUAUCUGAAAGUGGGGUACAUAAAUGUGUAAGUUGUGAUCAUGGCUGUUACUGAGGAAAAUUCUUUUCUAUUGAACUAUUGAGAAUUGGCUAGCCUACAUACAAUGUAGUUUGAUUGUUGCUUGUGUAUGCAAGUUCUACAACUGUUUACUUUAAACAUUUUUUAUUAGGGAUGGGGCGAAUCCUGAUUUCCUCGAAUCCGAAUCCUAGCUCAAAUCCUCGACUGGAAUUGCCGAAUCUCGAACCCAAACCCGAAUCUUUUAACAGAUGAUGUCCACAUAUCUAAUGUUAAGUGAGAUGUAUUCUGCUUGCACUAAAAGUCCCUUGACUUUAUCACAUGUAGUUUGGUACAUUUCUGGUAUAGCCUAAGUGUAUAUAAAGACAAAAUUUUUUUUUUUUGAGAAAUUUCAGUUUUCGUACAGAUUAGCGGUUAGGAUUUUUUCUAUAAAUAAGCUAGAGGUCUGCGAGCCUAAGAAUUUUACUUUGAGCCGAGCUCGAGCUUUUGUGGUACAGUUACACUUUUGGGAAAUUAUUUUUAUCUUAAACUUAGUAUAAUGUUUGAAUAAAGUAUUAAAAUGAAGUGGGCUUAUUAAAUUUGGGUAACUAUUUACAGUGUGUGUUUACAUUUUGGACUACUAGAAAAAAAUAACAUUUUUUUCCAUUGAAUCUUACCUGUUUCCAUUGGUUCAUUAGUAACUGAUAUCAUCCAACUAACAUAACCCAGUAUAUGUUUGUGUAAAUGUAACAUAUCUUUGGGAAAAUUUCAUCCUUGCCAAUUUUUCUGGAGUCCUUACUGAGCUUCAACAAACUUAGCACCAAAAAUCAUGUUGUUUGAAAAGUACAUUCACAUUGUUUCAGCAUUUCCACUUUUCAGCACAAUAAUUCUGAGAGAGAUUUUCACAGAGUCUUAUUAAAUUCCGUUCUUUAAUCUAUCAUGCAGAACAAUAAUUUGUUCUGCACGUUCAGGAGUUAAAUUAGCUCUACGAUUGGAGAUAGUGUUUCCAGCAGAAGAGAAGCGUCUCUCGCUGGCAACCUGCUUGGCUGGAAUGCUUUAGUAAAAUUGCUUAACCUCUAAAUUAGUGCCAUAAAUAUCUGUAACUGGUCAUUAAAGUUUAAUCAAUUGAAAGUAAUAAAAAUAAAAGCAUUUUACUUCAUUCAAAUUACACUUGCAAAAAAAAAAAAACAUACACACACAUAAACCUACAUGGAAAUUAAAGUCUUUUUCAAUAUCCUGAAGUCUGAAAUAUGUUUACUCAUGUCAUUAAAUGUAGAGCUGUGUUGAAGAAGCCGAUUUUGCCAAUAUUUAGUUGAAUCGGCAUUUCUGCCGACUUCCGAUACAGUACGCUUGUUAAUUUUUGGCCGAUAUUACUGAAAAACAAAAGAGACUGCCAUAACCUAAAAUCCACGAGUACCAUUUUCACUUUUCGUAGUAGUACUGCAUUCUUUCACAUCGCAUUAUUUCUUAGCAACAUGUGCCAACCGUACAUAUCAAAGUUUAACAUCCUUUUUUUUUUUUUAAACAAUGUUCUUUAAUUUAAUAUGUCAUAAAUAAAUAAUACAUUACUAUCACGGUAAAUAUACAUCUCGGUUGUUACGGUAACUAUAGUGCAAAUAUGGUAGCUAUCAUGCUUCUGAAGUAAUUAUGGUAUUCUACAAAGAAUCUUUAGUUCUUAUUAUGGUAAUUAUCUUAAAAUAACUAUUGGGUUUGUACUGUAGUUAUGGUACAUCAUCCAUAUUUCUUCGUAUGUUGUUGUUCAUUUGUCUUUUCUUCAUAUUUACGUGCACCAUUAUUUGAGCCAGGAAGUUUCUGAAAAAAUUUUAACGGCGUAAAUAAUGAGACCUCGGGCAAUUUAAACGCUUUAUACGGAAAAACCUACCAUGCGGAACCUCGUAAGCGAGUUUUACUGUAUUUUUUUUCCGUAAAUAGUAAAAAACUGAAUCCUUUGACGAAUCCUAUAUCAGACCCGCCGAAUCUUCGAAUCCCUAGGAUUCGGCGGAUUCGGCGGAUAUUGGUUUCGGUUGCCCCAUCCCUAUUUUUUAUUUUUCCUUAGCUUAGAUACUUGGAUAUCUUCUAUGGUUAUGCCAUCAGAUGUGCAUGUAUACACAUGAUGGCAAUCUCUACGUUACACAAGUGUUUCCAUAUGAAAUAUCACACUAAUAUUUUUGGAUUACAUGGAUGAAAAAGUUUGUUCAUACUUCCGUGCAUAAAACCAAGAGAAACAGGCAGGCAUAGGUUAUAAGAGUAAACACAAGGGUGAAAAACAGGCUCAAGUUGGUGCAUACAUUAUAACAAUAACAGCUCUUACCAUAAUCAUCCAACGGCAGCAUAAGUUCUACUGGGUGUACACACAAUUUUAAACCUCCACAAGACAUCCUGUCAUAUAAGUAGCAGCUUAAAACUGUUCAAAUUUGCAUAAAAUAUUUAUUCAUCUUUUUUGCAGAACAUAAUGGGACAAAGUAAUUUUAAUUUGCCUGUAAUACGUAAUUGCAUUUAGUAAUGGAAAGUUUUUCUAUGUUGUUUUGUUUUAUAUGUAUGUGUAAUUACAAUGGCUGACAAACAAAGUUCCAUUCUUCAGUUAAGCUGUCACGAGGUACUUUCAAGUGAAUUUAAGAUGCAAGUUUCAUUUGGGAUACACAGUUAGUGUAAAUUUGUUGAGUGCCUCAGGACUUCAGGCAACAUUUUGGUGAAUAGACAUGUAGUGUAAUACUAAAGAUACUUUUUAUUUGUGUUUAUCAAUUUUUCCUUGUUUUGCAUACCUACAUAAUGCAUUUAUAGGAAAAUGUACAACUUCGGCUGUGAUCUCAAUUUUCUUUAUUUCAUUUUAAAUGGAACCUUAUAAUGAAAACUUAUUAAGUGAACAAGAAAUACAUUAGCAAGAAAAUGAAAAUAAAGUGAAUACUUAUUACACCAUGUAAAAA